AUGAAACUGUACUACACUAAAAUAUUAUUAUUUUGCCUUCCAUUAAAUAUAUUGGCACAUAGUAAAAAUAAACUCUACAUGAAACCACACACAAGAACUACUACAUCACGAGUGUUAAGCGAAUGUGACAUAGAAAAAUCCAUUUAUGAUAAUAAUCCUGAUAUGAAAUAUGUAAAGGAAAAUUUCGAUCGACAAACAUCACAACGUUUUGAAGAAUACAAAGAACGUAUGAUAAAAAACAGACAAAAAUGUAAAGAACAAUGUGAAAAGGACAUAAAACAAAUUAUUUUAAAAGAUAAAAUUGAUAAACCAGUAGAAGAAAAAAUUGAAAAAGUUUGUCUUAGGUGUGGGUGUGGGUUAGGAGGUGUUGCAGCAAGUGUUGGUGUGUUAGGUACAGCUGUUGUAAAUGUGUGGAAAACAGCUGCUAUGGAUGCCGCUAUUGGUGAUGCUAUAACUAAGGGUUUGACUGAGGGUGCUGCUAUGGGUGCUACUGAGGGUGUAGCUGAAGUAAUUGCAGGAUUAAAGGCAUUGAAUAUAGAUAAAUUAUUUCCUGAAACAUUGGGGUCUUUUAUUAGUGCAACAAAUUAUGAUAAGGCUUCAUACAUUUUUAAUAUUGUUAAUAUGAAAUAUAAGGGGACAUGUAAAAUACUUGUCCCUGGUGGUUUAUCUAACCCUAGUAAUUCCAUUUGCGAUAGUAUUCAAACAUGGAGUUUGGUUCAAGGGUCUAAUCACGUAAACGUUACAACGGAUGUUGCUAUAGGAAAAGAGGUAGUUAAAGUUGUUACAGGAGCUAAAACUAUUGCUGAAAAAACUGCAAAAAUGGCUACUGAAAAUGUUACGAAAGGAGCGAUAAAAACCAACGUUGCUGAAGUAAACGCUACAUAUGCUAGUUGCCAGACUGCUAUUAUUGCUUCUGUCGUUGCAAUAUUGGUAAUAGUUUUGGUUAUGGUGAUAAUAUAUUUGAUUUUACGUUAUCGUAGAAAAAAGAAAAUGAAUAAAAAGCUACAAUACACAAAAUUAUUAAAUUAA
Messenger RNA from Plasmodium falciparum 3D7, 1029 nucleotides. RefSeq names its product rifin. The record is from RefSeq and is a predicted model, not a curated record. NCBI's taxonomy places the organism in Eukaryota, Apicomplexa, Aconoidasida, Haemosporida, Plasmodiidae. The coding region runs from base 1 to 1029 and encodes 342 amino acids. The transcript has 2 exons.